CCGCAUCCGAUUUGCCACUUGGAAAUCAAUGAAGCUCUUGUGGCUGCUCCGGGGAAUGUGGUUACCGGUGACUGGUUUCCUAAUUGAACGUGUUCAAAGGAUACUCAGGACCGCAUCGCACAUGAGCUGAUGAAACGCUAUCUAGGAACCUGCACUGGACCAAAUCUCCGCAAGGCGGACGCAAAGCGCUUGGGAUCAUAUCGAGCUGCCUGCACCUGAAACGGAUUUCAGAAGCUUCCAUUGCAGCACAGCCAAAACCGACGAGGUCGCGACUCGUGCAGGGGAUCGUCGGACAAUGAAAAUGCACUUUGAUCUCGUGUCGUUUGCAAUAGACGUUCAGCUGACAACUGUCUCAGAUUACCUGUUCUUGAUGUGGAUACGAAUCCUAUGAUUGAUCAUUCCUUCCUCUUGAAUUGGGAGGCGUAGAGCCUCGCCUUUUUGUCUUCUCCAAGGGGUAGGACGACGGAACGGCCAACAAGGCAUGUGAUGGGCUUUCUUCCAGAUCGAGAAGUGAGCGGUGUAAGGAAAGGAAUACCAGACGUGGAAGAACGGCCAUGGCAGAGUGCUGAAUGACAAGAUCUCGGAAGUGGAGAGGUUCGAUGCGGUGAUAGCUCAGUUAUGUUGGCUCUGAGGACUUGUUUCGGGACCAAUUCCGCGUGAACAGAAUGUCUCGAAACAGAAUGUGUGCUCAACUUCGAUGCAAUUCGAGAGGAUGAGGCUAUUGGAUGGCGAUUACUGGUUUUAAUCAUGUUUGCAUAUCAUCAAACAAGACCGUGACUGUCCGAAUACCUUUCGUAGUCAAUUUUAUCAAACCAGUCAGUUCUCAGGCGCUAUUCCAAAAAAUUAGCAGGGAGUCUUGGUCUCAUGAAAGAGUUGAUUCUUGUAAACGAACGUACGGGCAACAAAAUUGCAUCCAAAAGAACUGGCCUGAGAUUUACAGAAAAAAACGGCGGCCAUGCGGACGUCUCGAUUGACAGUCCGACUGAUACCGUCUAGGUUACUGCCGUCACAAUUUCC
Messenger RNA from Mycena citricolor, 1017 nucleotides. The record is from the annotation of a GenBank genome assembly. NCBI's taxonomy places the organism in Eukaryota, Fungi, Basidiomycota, Agaricomycetes, Agaricales, Mycenaceae.